This is a messenger RNA of Thermochaetoides thermophila DSM 1495, 1293 nucleotides long. RefSeq lists its product as uncharacterized. NCBI's taxonomy places the organism in Eukaryota, Fungi, Ascomycota, Sordariomycetes, Sordariales, Chaetomiaceae. The transcript has 8 exons. The record is from RefSeq and is a predicted model, not a curated record. Bases 1 to 1293 code for a protein of 430 amino acids.
AUGGAACAAGACAAGGAAAUUCUCUGCCCGUUCUGUGGCUGGAAAAGCAGGACAGGCGAAUAUGAAAUGUUGAUUCAUAUCGAGACCCUUCAUUCUGAGGAUCCCUCACCAUUUGUUGCCCAGGAAGACCAAACAUCUGGUGCCACGAUCACGGACGAGGAUCCUGCUUAUGUUGAGUGUCCAAUCGAGGAUUGCGGCGAGAUCUUACUGCUCUCCGACCUGGACUACCAUCUCGAGCUUCAUGAACAAGAGGCAGCUGGAUCUGCUGAGCAUUUGGCUGAGGAAUCAAUUCCUGCAAGCUCGGAGCAGAAACAAGACGCCACCAGUGCCCAAACUUUGCAUACCUCUUCUCAUUCUGCCAGUCCCAAGCCUCACCAUCGUGAGGGAGGGCAUCACCACAAGCGGGAACAUAAAUCACCUAAGUCAGAGCGCCAAGCCUCUGCAAUAAGCUUCUGGAAGAAUCUUCUCAGGAUGCCUGGUUCCUCGUCCUCAAAUCAUAGGCAUAACUCUAAGAAAAGACGUCAUGAGAAAACUCACACAGAGGAUGGGUCUGCUGCAACGAGACUCAUCAAGCGUCUUGGGACCGCACAAUUGGGGAAGUAUGCCCAUGAAGAGCGCAUGCCAGACUGGCUAGUAAACCUCCUGAAACGAGAGGGCCAGGUGGUCGCCAAGGGCGUGAUUCCUGUCAUAACAAAACUGCUCGAGCAGAGCCCUUCAGUCAAGUAUGCUUAUCUCUGUCAUCCGUGCGUGCAGCAUGUCUCUAAACUUAAGAAGGAAGAUUACAUUGAGGGUGCCUGGGACCACGGAAUCAAUGUACAGGGUCGCAUAGAGACGGGAGGUAUCCGUGGCACCAGAAAAUAUAUUGGAACUCCAGAAGCGUUAGCCAUGUUCCGGUACUUAAAUAUCCCAUGCGAAGCUCGCGCCAUCAAGAACAAAGACUCCGCGAAGGCCGAGGCAGAGCUGAUGGAUUUCGUCGAGCAAUACUUCCAGUCCGGUGUCCUCGACCCAACGCAGCGUGUCCGCCGAACUAACCUACCCCCUAUCUACUUCCAGCACGUCGGCCACUCUCUAACGAUCAUUGGCUUUGAGCGGCUUAAGAGCGGUUCUAAGAACCUUCUCGUGUUUGAUCCUUCCUUCCACGACGCUUCCUACAUCACACGCUUGACCAAUGUGGAGGGGGAAUGGCGCCAUCCCCUGCCAGACAUGGCUCUGCGACCGUAUCGGAGGGGGACUAGGUAUCUCAAAAACUUCCGUGAGUUUGAACUCUUGAGGUUACGGCCGGAUUCGGAGUAG